This is a messenger RNA of Zingiber officinale, 880 nucleotides long. Its product is annotated as myb-related protein MYBAS1-like. Gene Ontology annotation, cellular component: nucleus. The record is from RefSeq and is a predicted model, not a curated record. Gene Ontology annotation, molecular function: DNA-binding transcription factor activity; sequence-specific DNA binding. Lineage: Eukaryota; Viridiplantae; Streptophyta; Magnoliopsida; Zingiberales; Zingiberaceae. Gene Ontology annotation, biological process: regulation of DNA-templated transcription. The transcript is spliced from 3 exons. Bases 145 to 783 code for a protein of 212 amino acids.
AUUGGACCGGAUGGAUUCUAAGAGUUGAUCAAAGGCGAGGAGGAGAACAAUGGUGGUGGUUAAAGAAGAGACGCGAAGGGGUCCGUGGAGCGAGCAUGAAGACCGACAAUUGCUAAGUUUUGUUCGAAUGUUGGGUGACCGACGAUGGGAUCUCAUAGCCAAAGUAUCAGGUUUGAGGGUUGGGGAGGCUAUCUAGAUAUAGGCCUCAAUAGAACCGGCAAGAGUUGUCGUUUGCGUUGGGUUAACUACCUCAACCCCGACCUCAAGCGUGGGCGAUUGACUCCGCAAGAGAAGCUCCUUGUUCUUCAACUCCACUCCCUCUUGGGCAAUAGGUGGUCGAAAAUUGCACGUAAACUUCCGGGGCGAACAGACAAUGAGAUCAAGAACUAUUGGAGAGCCCACAUGAGAAAGAUAUCGAAGGAGUGUAAACGAGGUUCUUCGUUGGGCACCUCGCUAGUUUGUGAUUCCCUUUCCUUAAUAAGCGAGACUCCACCACAAUCAAUUAGCAGCUUAGCCGAAGAGAAUGGUAUGGAUGGAGUAAAAUGUUACUCCAUGGAUCUGAUAUGGGAUGAGAUUGAAUCAUCCGCAGGCGGUUUCGGGAGAGGAAUGGAUGGGGCGUGUGAUAUCUCAUGCUCCCUAGUGCCAUCUUUGUCGAAGGAUGUCUCCGAACCGCAAUGGAAGAUCGAUGAGGAUGAAUUAAGGAUGUCAUUACUCGAUGAUGCACGUAGUUUCUUCAGCAACUUUCACAAUGAUACAGAGGCUUGGUUCUUCAACCAAACUUAGGAUGUAAUGCUUGAGAAAGUCUGUCCAAAUUGUGAGUCGAAUUUGUAUGCAUAAAAGUUUGAUGAAUAUGGCAUUCUUGCUAAAGAUUUAGAUUGAA